This is a messenger RNA of Notothenia coriiceps (black rockcod), 876 nucleotides long. RefSeq names its product calcium/calmodulin-dependent protein kinase kinase 1-like. The transcript has 2 exons. NCBI's taxonomy places the organism in Eukaryota, Metazoa, Chordata, Actinopteri, Perciformes, Nototheniidae. The record is from RefSeq and is a predicted model, not a curated record. The coding region runs from base 538 to 876 and encodes 112 amino acids.
GGAAUAAUAAAAGUUGGGUUUAUCCGACGCGCCUCAAAGAAGUGUGUGUGAGCUGCCUCCUUCUGCUGUGUGCACAUUUCAACGGUGGUGGUGCAAUAAUAGCCAGCUGCGCGCGGAGUGUGUGUAAGUGUGUGCAUGCCGCCGCUGGUUGUCUUCACUCCGACUUCACUGUAGACAACACAGGCGGGUCUGUGUGUCCGUGCUUUCCGGAAGAGAGGGUGUGACACAUGGGACACAUCUCGGGUCAGCUGCUGAUCCUGCUUCUCGUUUGCACAGAAAGCAGCAUGGAAGCCUCUCUGCGGGUGUGUGUGUAUAAUCGGCUGUGAGUGGAGAGGAUCAAACAGGCGGGACACCCCUGUCUCCGGAUCCCUUUCACUGGAACGCGCUCACACACGCCCGACCUCUCGUUUGGCUCCGGUGGGAGGGUGAGCAUUGCGACCGGAGGCCGGCCCAGGUCACGUUGAUGCUGGUGGGCGCUCCCCGGUACUGUCCCAGCCACCUGCUCCAGCGCUGCCCCCACCUCCCGGCCCACCCACCAUGGCUACGAGCAGUGACCCUGGCCGUGAGCGGCUGGACCCCGACUCUGACAAACAGACCAGCAGUCUCACCGACAUCAUGAGUGCCAUGACCACAAGAGACUCUGAUGGCUCUGCUCCCAACGGCGUCAGGAACGGCGUGGCUCAGCAGGAGGGGGCUCAGGCCAAGAGGACCCAUGCUUUGCGACCUUACUUGACCGGAAGGAAGUUAUCGCUGCAGGAGAGAGGCACCUACAUGUCGUCAAGAGGAGGGUACACGCACAUUUCCCCUCGUGUGGCUCGCAGGCCAUGCGUGGAGUCCAAACGUGUGUCCAUAUCAGACGCCCAGGUAAGGAAGUGA